Enterobius vermicularis (human pinworm) is the source of this 1716-nucleotide messenger RNA. Lineage: Eukaryota; Metazoa; Nematoda; Chromadorea; Rhabditida; Oxyuridae. The record is from the annotation of a GenBank genome assembly.
AUGUUUGCCGACCAAUUCAUACAAAUUGCUACUUUACUCCCCACUGACAAAAUGUAUGGUUUCGGAGAGAACAUUCACCAAACACUAAAGCAUGACUUUACCAAGUAUAAAACGUGGUCAAUGUUUGCCAGGGACGAAGCUACAGAGUCUUACGUCGAGAAUACGAAGAAUUUGUAUGGAGUUCACCCAUUCUACAUGAUGCUUGAAACUGAUGGUAAAGCACAUGGUGUAUUAAUACUAAACAGUAACGCUCAGGACGUCACAACUGGUCCUGGACCGCAUUUAGUGUAUCGCACAAUAGGAGGUCUGUUAGACAUAUAUUUCUUCCCAGGUCCAUCUCCUACGGAUGUAGUGAAGCAGUACCAAUCUCUUAUUGGAAAACCAUUCAUGCCCGCAUAUUGGUCACUUGGUUUCCAAUUGUCCGGAUAUGGGUAUGAAUAUGUAGACGAAUUUAAGAAAGUCGUUGAGAAAAACUUGGAAAAAAAAGUUCCCCUUGAAGAGUGGAGAUUUAUUCGCGGCUUUGCGGAAGAGCUUCACAAAAGAAACAUGAAAAUCAUUCUCACUUUUGAUCCCGCAAUCAGCAUGACAAGCACAUCAUUUAGGCGAGCGUUCCUGACGAAUGUUUCGUUCAUCGAGUACGCUGAUAAGUCUCUUGUGCAAAAAGAGGUAAACAACAACUACACUCUCACUAAUGAUACUAAGAUAAUGCUUGGCGUCGCAUGGCCAGAUAAUCACGUUGCAUUCCCUGACUUUUCUGACCCACUAAAUCAAACAAGAAAGUGGUGGAUAAAGGAACAUCAACGCUUCCGAAAGAUGAUCCCAUACGACGGUAUAUGGAUCGAUAUGAACGAACCAGCUGUCUUUGGAACUAACGUCGAUCACCCUUGGUAUUUUGAUACAGAAGGCCAUCCAAAAAUCACCCCACUGAGAUGUGACAAAUUCAGCGACCCAUACGAAAGAUAUGAGAAACCGCCUUAUCAAACACAGGCUGUUUAUCGCUUUAAUAGCUCACUUUUGUUGUCUCAAAACACACUGUGCAUGACUGGAACGACCCAUCGUGGAAAGCAGAUACUUUAUAAUUCGAAAAAUUUGUAUGGACUAUACGAAACUAUGGCAACAUAUGAAGCUGCAAAAAACGCUACUGGUAAACGGCCUGUUGUAAUAUCGAGAUCGACUUUUCCGGGUUCUGGACAUUAUGCCGGACACUGGCUUGGCGAAAACAACUCAACUUGGAGUGAUUUGAGAACGUCUAUCAUUGGCGUACAAGAGUUCAACAUCUUUGGUUUACCAUAUGUGGGUUCUGACAUUUGUGGCUUCACAGGUAAUACAGAGGAAGAACUCUGUUUAAGAUGGCAACAAACCGGUGCAUUCCACUCGCUUUCAAGGAACCACGAUGACAAAGGUAGUCUACCACAAGAUCCAGCAGAGUGGGAAAGUGUUACGAACGCUACUAUACAAGCUAAUUUAUUCCGCUACAGUUACCUUUCCUACCUUUACAGUCUUCAUUUCGAUGCUGCUCUUAACGGCGGAACUGUCAUUCGACCAGUUUUCUUUGAGUUUCCGGAAAAUUCAGAGACUCAUGACUUGGGCUUGCAAUUUAUGUGGGGCGACAGCUUAAUGAUUGCGCCAGUUUAUGAAAAAGGGAAAGAGGAGGUAGACGUCUAUUUACCACCAAGUUCAACGUGGUACUCGUUGCGAGAGAAUGAUUAUGGUGCA